GGGGCCGGGGCUGCGCGUUAUAUAGACGACGGACGGUGAGCGAGGACGGCAGCAAAGGGUAGGUUGUGUACGGGCGCCAUGAAGUUGACAGUGGAUUUCGAUGAGUGUCUGAACGACUCUCCACGUUUCAGAGCUGGACUAGAAGAUGUUGAAGGGGAUUUUGCUGAAUUGGAGUCAAAGCUGGACAAGGUUGUGAAGCUGUGUGCUGGAAUGAUAGAUGCUGGAAAGAACUUUUGUAAUGCUAACAAGCAGUUUGUAAAUGGAAUUCGUGAGCUUGCCCAUCAGUCCACCAAGGAUGAAGUUAUUGAGAACAGUCUGGUGAGGUUUUCGGAGAGCCUUCAGGAGAUGGUCAAUUUCCACAUGAUUCUGUUUGACCAAGCCCAAAGAUCCAUCAAGUUACAACUUCAGACAUUUGUUAAAGAGGAUCUUAGAAAAUUUAAAGACGUAAAAAAACAGUUUGACAAGGUCAGUGAAGAGAAAGAAAAUGCAUUAGUGAAAAAUGCUCAAGUUCAAAGAAAUAAGCAACAUGAAGUGGAAGAGGCUACGAACAUCCUAACAGCAACACGCAAGUGCUUUCGACAUAUAGCACUGGACUAUGUUUUGCAGAUCAAUGUCCUUCAGUCAAAGAGAAGAUCUGAACUUUUAAAAUCGAUGUUGUCCUUUAUGUAUGCCCAUCUCACAUUCUUUCAUCAGGGAUAUGAUCUUUUUAUGGAACUGGAGCCUUACAUGAAGGAGCUGGGGGCCCAGCUGGAUCAAUUAGUUGUGGAUGCAGCUAAAGAGAAGAGAGACAUGGAACAAAAACAUUCCACUAUUCAACAAAAGGAUUUUUCCAGCGAUGAUCCCAAGAUAGAAUUUAACAUUGAUGCUGCUAAUGGUGUGGUCAUGGAAGGAUAUUUGUAUAAACGAGCCAGCAAUGCCUUUAAAACUUGGAACCGGAAAAAGACCCCCCACAUCAGGCGUUGGUUUUCAAUUCAAAACAACCAGCUGGUUUACCAAAAGAAGUUUAAGGAUAACCUCACAGUAGUAGUUGAUGAUUUACGACUUUGCACAGUCAAACCAUGUGAGGAUAUUGAAAGGCGCUUCUGUUUUGAAGUAGUCUCUCCCACAAAGAGUUGUAUGCUGCAAGCAGACUCUGAGAAAAUCCGACAGGUUUGGAUCAAAGCUGUUCAAGCUAGUAUAGCUACAGCAUACAAAGAGAAAGGAGAAGAGAGCUAUGCUGAAAAAUUAGAUAGAAGAUCAUCCCCUUCUACCAGCAGUCUGGACUCUGGGAGUGAAUUGAAGGAGCGACCAGUAAAAGGAGAAAGUGCACUUCAGCGUGUGGAGUGCAUUGCUGGCAAUACGUAUUGCUGUGACUGUGGCCAGUUAGACCCUCGUUGGGCAAGCAUUAAUCUUGGAAUCACUCUAUGCAUUGAAUGUUCAGGAAUUCACAGGAGUCUAGGUGUCCAUUUUUCUAAGGUGCGUUCCCUUACUCUGGAUUCAUGGGAACCUGAGCUCUUAAAACUUAUGUGUGCACUGGGAAAUAACAUUAUAAAUAGAAUAUAUGAGGCAGGAGUCGAGGAAAUGCAUUGUAAAAAGCCAAAUGCAGGAGAUUCAAGGCUUGAGAAGGAAGCUUGGAUCAAAGCUAAAUAUGUUGAGAAGAAAUUUGUACAGAAAUCCCACAGAAUAUCUUCAACAAAAGAAAGUCCACAGGUUUUACCACAGUCCGAGCAACUUGAAGGCACACAUGAACAAGCCUCCAAAUUUCUGUCCAUUCCAGGGAGCAAUUCAAAAUUUUCAGGAGUAAAAAAUUCAGGCAGUGAUGUACCAUGUAGCUCUGAGGGCAGCAAGGAUAUAGUAAUGUCUGUAACUUCCAAUAACAUCUUACCUGAACCAGAAAUUUUGGAAGCAUCUACUCUGGAUGGAGGUGAAAAGAAUUCAUCUGUCUUUGAAGAAACAAUUAUUUCUCCUGGAUUACAAUUAUAUAAAGCUGCAUAUGUUCGAAGUCUUCCAGAUAUGGCAGAAGCAUUAGCCCAUGGAGCUGAAGUAAACUGGGUUCAUGCUGAAGAUAAUAAAGCAACUCCUCUUAUUCAGGCCGUACUGGGGGGCUCUUUGGUUGCCUGUGAAUUUCUGCUACAGAAUGGAGCAGAUGUGAACCACAGAGACUGUCAUGGCAGAGGACCACUACAUCAUGCCACCAUCUUGGGUCAUACUGGGCAGGUGUGUUUAUUUCUGAAAAGGGGAGCCGAUCAAGGCGCACUAGAUGAAGAAAUGAAAGACCCACUUGCCAUUGCAAUAGAAGCUGCAAAUGCUGACAUAGUUACAUUGUUGCGUCUGGCAAAGAUGAAUGACGAGAUGCGAGAAUCUGAAGGCCUUGGACAGUCAGGUCAAUAUUCCAAUAACAGUCAUACAGAGAUGCAAUAUAAAAAAUGCAUGCAGGAAUUUAUUAGUUUACAGCUACAAGAUUCUUGAUCCUCCUUAAAUAAUGAUUACCUAAACAUCUCCAAUGAGGGCCUGGGGUAAGGAAUGGGAGCCUCAUGACUUUGUCAUGUGGCUGGUGAUACAAUAUUUAAAUUGAUAGAUCUUGUCCAAUUGGAGGACCAAUAUUGCAACCAGCCAAAUUCCAAGAAAGAGUAUCUUACAAUCGGAGGAAAAAAAGCAGGUACCAAAGUUAUUUGGCAAUGAAAACAAUGCACCUCAAAUUUUAAAA
This is a messenger RNA of Rhincodon typus (whale shark), 2686 nucleotides long. Its product is annotated as BAR_ACAPs and ArfGap_ACAP domain-containing protein. NCBI's taxonomy places the organism in Eukaryota, Metazoa, Chordata, Chondrichthyes, Orectolobiformes, Rhincodontidae. Gene Ontology annotation, molecular function: GTPase activator activity; protein binding. Bases 79 to 2448 code for a protein of 789 amino acids. The record is from RefSeq and is a predicted model, not a curated record. The transcript has 23 exons. Gene Ontology annotation, cellular component: cytoplasm.